ACCAGACACUGUCAGUGGCAGUCUCUUCGUGACCACGGCCGAUAUAACCUGGUCGAAGCGUCGACAUAACUCCGGCAAAUUAUCGUAGUUUACCUUAUCGCGUUAAUUCCCGUUGUUUAUGAAACAUAUUUUAAAAUAAAACACGACAUCUACGAUAUGUAAAACUAGAUUAUGCUCUUUAAAAAGGUGAAUUAAUCGCGGCCGAUUUAAAAGAUGUUACGAUUGGACCUGGUUAUCUUUGGUGCGACGGGCUUCACAGGCAGGAAGGCCGCGGAGGAGGUGGUCCGUGGUGGAAAGUACUACGAUGACCUCUUGUGGGGGGUGGCCGGUCGCUCGAGAGAUAAACUCGAGGCGCUGAUUAAAGAACUCACCAAGUUAACAGGUCGUGACCUGUCGAACGUGAGGAUCAUAGUGGCUGAUGUUAAGGAUGAGCCAUCAUUGAAGGCGAUGUGCGCGCAGACCAAAAUACUGGUGAACUGCUGCGGACCUUAUCAAUUUUAUGGUGAGCCGGUGGUACGGGCCGCCAUCCAGGCGAAGAGCAAUUAUGUGGAUAUUACUGCAGAACCUCAGUUUGCGGAGAAGAUGCAAUUAUUAUACGACGAGCAGGCUCGUGCGGCGGGGAUAUACAUAGUUACGACCUGCGGCUUCGACUGCAUCCCCAACGAUAUGGGAGUCGAGUUCCUGAAGCAGCACUUUGACGGAGUCCUGAACUCUGUAGAGUCUUACGUCAGUGUCAGUUUACCAUCAGAAUUGAAUUUGGAAGCAGUAAGGAGUGGCAUCGUCAACUUCGGAACUUGGGAGUCGAUAGUCAAUAUACAGACUAAUAGACACGAGCUGGCAACUCUUCGCAAUAAAUUGUAUCCAGAUACAAUGCCUGAAUACAAACCCAAAUUGAAAAGCAGGGGCGCGAUACACAAGCGGGACGGACGGUACUGCAUACCGUUCACUGUCUCCGCUGACCACUCGGUGGUGAACCGUACGCAGCGUGAACUUUACCGCGAUGGUCACCGCCCAGUACAGUUUCGGGCUUACUUCAAAUUUUCAAAUUUCCUGUUUACGCUGUUGCUGGCAUUCGCUCAGAUGAUGUUAAUUCUAAUGACAAAGGCCAAGUUUACUACGCAACUUUUAUUGACACAUCCACGGCUCUUCACACUAGGAAUGGUCAGCAGGAAAGGCCCUAAGGAGCAAGUUAUGAACAAUAUGCACUUCAAAUUCGAGCUGGUCGGCAGGGGAUGGGAGAAAGGGGCUGAUAUUGAGUCUGCACCACCCAAUAAGACAUUAAAAGCGAGGGUGUCGGGCUUGAACCCCGGGUACGGUGCCACAGUGGUGGCCCUUAUACACUGCGGCCUCACCAUGCUGCGGGAACAGGACAAGAUGCCCGGCACCGGCGGCGUGAUGACGACAGCCCUAGCGUUCAGCAACACGAGCCUCAUCCAACGUCUCAACGAGAACAACUUCAAAUUUGAAAUCAUUGACAAUAGUUGAUUUCGUUAUGUGUAUGCUUAGUUAUUGCGAGUUUCUAAUCUGCCUCGUUGGAGUUGGUAUUUUACCAUAAAACACUUUUUUAUCAUUUGGAAUGACAAAUAAUUUAAGACUGUGUAGAACACACUUCUUCAGAGAAAAGAGACAAACUUCAAUCCGCGCAAAAUCAAUUAAUUUUAUUUAAAAAUUAAAUUAUAGAGGCGAUUUCGAUAAAAGAGAAUGGGGCAAUCUGAAAAUAUCGUCAUAGUCGUAGAAUACUGACGGAUCUAUAUAUGUAAUAUUCGUCAGAUCCGUCAGUAUUCUACGACUAUGACGAUAUGUCCGAUGACAAGAUAAACGAUAAUGUUCCAAAUUGAUUUAUAAAUGACGGAGUUAUGAGAUAACAAACAUAAAAAAGACAAUUGAAUUAUAAACUUUCCUUUUAUAAGUUGGUUGAUAUUAAACACUCAGAAACUAUUGCCUAGUAUAGUAUUACAUUAUAUAGAUAGAGCCUCGAGCCUCAAAAACGGAUCAACUUUCUGUCAGUUAAUUGUCAAAUUAGCUGACUUUUAUUUUUUUUAUUGGUGCUCUAUAUUCUCACACUUUCACCGUAUCCUGACGUGUCUAUAUUUAAUUAAAAUGAGUUAAUUAUACGACGAAAAAUAGAACUAAUAAACAAAUCACUUGUAAUCGGUAAAUAUUUUCAAUUUUAAG
This is a messenger RNA of Galleria mellonella (greater wax moth), 2175 nucleotides long. Its product is annotated as saccharopine dehydrogenase-like oxidoreductase. NCBI's taxonomy places the organism in Eukaryota, Metazoa, Arthropoda, Insecta, Lepidoptera, Pyralidae. The record is from RefSeq and is a predicted model, not a curated record. Bases 214 to 1485 code for a protein of 423 amino acids. Gene Ontology annotation, biological process: glycolipid biosynthetic process. Gene Ontology annotation, cellular component: plasma membrane; lipid droplet; mitochondrion. The transcript has 10 exons.